Messenger RNA from Corticium candelabrum, 1584 nucleotides. RefSeq names its product adenylyl cyclase-associated protein 1-like. Bases 18 to 1406 code for a protein of 462 amino acids. Gene Ontology annotation, molecular function: adenylate cyclase binding; actin binding. The record is from RefSeq and is a predicted model, not a curated record. Gene Ontology annotation, cellular component: cytoplasm. Lineage: Eukaryota; Metazoa; Porifera; Homoscleromorpha; Homosclerophorida; Plakinidae. Gene Ontology annotation, biological process: cell morphogenesis; actin filament organization; cytoskeleton organization. The transcript has 14 exons.
CGGACGCUCGAGUUAUUAUGGCUGCCGAGCUUGCUCCUCUGGUUUCUCGCCUUGAGAAGGUCGCUGAUCGCCUGGAGAACGUCGCGAACAGUGGAAGUGUCGGAGGCGCUCAUUCCGCCGGAGUGGAAGCGAAGGAAUACUUGGACGCAUAUGAUACGUUUCUUGCUGGAAAAUUUAAGCAAUGGACAGAUUUGGGGAAGAAGAUUGGCGGAGACGUACGCGAGCAGACUGGUUUGGUUGAAAAGGCUUUUCAAGCACAACGAGCUUUUCUAAGUGUUUCUGCCACUUGCAAGAAACCGAGUACUAAAGCUGAGGAGAAUCUUCUUGUGCCGACGGUGGAAGCAUUGAAAGCUGUGCAGGACUAUCGUGAGGGGCACAGAGCAAGCAAGCUUUUCAAUCACCUGUCAGCUCUUCAUGAAGCAAUUCCAAUGCUGGCAUGGGUGAAAGUGACUAAACCAGCACCUUAUGUCAAAGAGAUGAGCGAUGCUGCACAGUUUUAUAUCAAUCGUGUGUUGAAGGAUUAUAAGGACACGGACAAGACUCAUGUUGAGUGGGCAAGGGCGUUUAAAGAUGUGGCAACUGACUUCCAUUUGUAUGUCAAGGAUUUUCAUGUGGCAGGACUCUAUUGGAAUACAGAGGGUGGUGAUGCUCCCACGUCUGCUGGUGUUGCUGGUCCUCCACCUCCUCCUCCUCCUGCUGUUGUGCCUCCAUCGGAUGCACCUGCUGAGAGUACAGACAAAGUGGAUAAGAGUGGUCUCUUUGCAGAGUUAAACAAAGGCUCAGCGAUCACAUCAGGUCUGAAGAAAGUGACGAAAGACCAGAUGACGCACAAGAAUCCUGCACUACGAGGCAGCUCUGUCGUCAAAGCAGCUGAUAAACCAACAGUAACAACAGCAAGCACUGACAAGAAGCCAGCAGCACAAGUACAAGCCCAGCCAGUCUUGAAAUUACAGGGCAAGAAAUGGAUUGUGGAACAUCAAGUUGGGAACAAAGAAAUUGUGAUUUCUGAUACAAACAUGAAGCAGUCUGUGUACAUGUACAAGUGCGUUAAUUCAACUGUGCAGGUCAAAGGGAAAAUCAACAAUGUGACCGUCGAUAACUGCAAAAAGACAGCUGUUGUUGUUGAUGAGUGUAUUGCUGGGCUGGACAUCGGAAACAGCCAGAGCAUUCAGGCACAGGUGAUGGGCAAGCUGUCGCUUGUCAGCAUCGACAAAACUGACGGCUGCCAAGUCUACUUGAGCAAAGACAGCGUGAACGCCGUCAUCGUCUCAGCAAAGUCGUCCGAGAUGAACAUAAUGGUGCCACAAGGAGACGGAGACUUUGCGGAGGUUGCUCUUCCUGAGCAGUUCAGAAGCAAAUGGAAUGGCAAGACGAUGGUGACCGAGCCGUCUGAAAUUGCCGGUUGAAAUGACGGUCAACGUUUUAGAAUAAACGGUAUUACUCGCUUGCGUUUGAUGUGUAGCAUGGCAAGUGUUGUGUUGAUGAAUUGCAGCGCUGUAACUUGAAGCACUCGUUGUGUUGAUUUGAGCUUACUAUAUACUACUGUACUGUAGUUCGAUGCAAUGAUUGAAUUGGUGGAUUGGA